ACCCCAAACUCGAAAACAAAACCAGUCUCGCGAUCGCGUCAAUCGCUUCCAACUUUUCAAAGAGGUAAGUCUGAAGAGUGAAGAAGAAGUCGAGUUUGUGCUUUUCUCCCGAGACCACAAGAAGAAGAUGAACCAGGGCGAUCUGCACAAGGUAUGGGAAAUCAAGGCCCUGAAGAGGAAGCCUGCAGAAGACGAAGCCCGGAAGAUCCUCGAGCGGAUCGCCCAUCAGGUUCAACCCAUCAUGCGCAAGCGUCGGUGGAGGGUCAUGCUUCUCUUUGAAUUCUGUCCAACGAAUGCGCGUCUUCUGGGUUUGAAUGUGGGUCGUGGCGCGCAUGUGAAGCUGAGGCUUCGCAGGCCUAAUAGAGACGAUCUUUUCUAUCCUUAUGAUCAAGUCCUCGACACAGUGCUUCUCAAGCUCUGCCACGACGUGCACGGCCCUCACGAUGCCAAGUUCUACAAGCUCUGGGAUGAACUUAGAAAGGAGUGUGAGGAGUUGAUGGCCAAUGGAAUGACCGGCACCGGCCAGGGUUUUGAUCUUCCUGGGAGGCGUCUUGGUGGUUUCUCUAAAAAGCCACAUAUUUCACAACUGCGGCAAACUGCUUGGGCUGCUGCAGAGAGGAGAGCAGUUUUGGGUUCUCUCCUACCAUCUGGACCGAGGCGUCUUGGUGGCAAUAGUAGCAUCAUGGUACUUAGUUCAGCACAAGCUGCUGCAAUGGCUGCAGAAAGGAGAUUGCAGGAUGACAUCUGGUGUGGCUCUAAAUUCGAAGAUGGCGGCGGGGAUGAAAAAAGUAACCCUGAUAUUCUGCUUAAUAUAGAGAAUGAGAUCAAAACCCCUUCAAAAUCGAGGCAUGAUAAUGCAGGAAGCCAAGCUUCGCAUUCGAUCUCUCGGAAAAGAAUUCGUGAAACGAAUGAAGCUUCAGCUUCACAAUCAUCCAGCAGUGAUGUGGAUCAGAAUUAUGUGGAUUUAACAGGGAAUGACAGGACAUGUGGCGCAGCAGAUGAUCUCAGCUGUGCCCAUCAGAGAAGAAAAUUUGAAUCAGAUAAUGUAUUCGAUUCUAAAUUCAAAUGUCAUCUGGGGAAUGCUUCAUUUGGCAUGCAAUACAAUUUGACCUCUCGGCCAGGGCUUAAGGGCACUGCUAAACAUCCUUCAGUUGAGCUCCUUAUGUGGGCAUGUGGAAUAUGCACCUUAUUAAAUCCUCCACUUGCUCCAAUCUGUAAGAUUUGUGGUUCAGAAAGGCUCAAGGAUGAGGGCUCCAAAUUCAAGUCGUGGUCUUGUAAAUUCUGCACGAUGGAUAAUAGUGUCGAGUUAGAGAGAUGUUCCGCUUGUGAGCAGUGGAGAUAUUCACAUGGGCCUCCAGUGUCAGCAAGAGCACCGUGCCAGGGUGAUUGAGAGUUUGUCAUGUCGGUGGAGCUAAGGAAACAUCACUGUGCCUGUCAACGUUCUUCAUAAGAUACUUUUCUAAACUUGAGCAUUCCCAAUGCUUUUUUGGACUAACUAUAUCAACAUUGUUGCAGCUGUGCAUCUCAUAAUUUGAUGGCGGUCUUAGUGACCACCAUAGUUCACUCAAGCAAGGUCAAUGCAGAUAAUGUACAUCCAAAGUAUGGCCGCGGAUAAUGGGUUCUAUUGUUCAGGCGCGGGCAAGAGUUGCCAAUCAAGACAGGGUUCUUGGCUUGAAGGAGCUAGCAAUUGACUGACAAAGAGUGACUAAGAGUUCAGAUCUCUCAUUAACAUAAAGCCCACAAUUAGAGAAAAAACUAUCAGUUUUGAGAGGUCAUCAUGUCAUGAAGACGCACAAAAAGCAUUUGCUGAAUUGUGAGUGUGCCCUGCACAUCGCUGCAUUACAAGGCCCAUGGCUGGUUGAUAGUUCUUCAUCGUCAGAUUAACAUAUCGAUUGCUUCUGUGUGCUGGGCUUUUUCUUCAAUUGAAAAAUCUAGUGUUGAGGUGAAAAAGUCGAUUUGG
Messenger RNA from Rhodamnia argentea, 1960 nucleotides. RefSeq names its product DNA-dependent metalloprotease WSS1-like. Bases 128 to 1390 code for a protein of 420 amino acids. The record is from RefSeq and is a predicted model, not a curated record. The transcript has 5 exons. Lineage: Eukaryota; Viridiplantae; Streptophyta; Magnoliopsida; Myrtales; Myrtaceae.